UGAGCAACAACUAAAGAUCAUUCUCCAACGAUUUGAUAAGAGAUAAAAUCGUCACCAAAAGUCGAAAGCAGAAACUUGUAAUAGCCAACUCCGCCCAGUAUCCACCGAAACAUCAUUCCUCGCCUCCUCUCGGCGUAGUCACUAGAAUCAAGGACACCAACAAUGAUAGACGUCGAAGUAGUGGUGGACAACUUCAUCGCAGGAACAUUCCUGCCCUGUAAGAGGACAUUGGAUUCCUUCGACCCUGCCACGGGGAAAAUCUGGGCCAAAAUUCCUGACUCUUCCAAGCUUGAAGUGGACGCAGCCGUAGCUGCAGCCAAACGAGCAUUUCCAGGAUGGUCCAAGCUAUCAUACCAGCAACGCGCAAAGCAUUUGCUGAAAGUGGCCGACCUCCUCGAGUCUCGUCUCGAGGAUUUCGCAGUCGCCGAGUCACGUGAUCAGGGAAAGCCCGUGUGGUUAGCCAGGACUAUGGACAUCCCAAGGGCUGUUCUCAACCUGAGGCACUUCGCCCACGCGAUUCCGCACCAUCUCAAUACAUCGAGCGUACAACCUGAAGCCGGGGUAGUGAACUAUACCACAAGGGAGCCCGCAGGCGUAGCAGGCCUCAUCAGUCCGUGGAACCUUCCUCUCUAUCUCCUAACUUUCAAACUUGCUCCCGCCCUCAUCUGUGGCAACACUGUUGUUGCUAAGCCAUCUGAGCUGACGUCAGUCACUGCCCAUAUGUUCUGCAAGGUUCUACAGGAUGCCGAUUUCCCUGCUGGCGUCGUCAACAUGGUUUAUGGACUGGGCAGCGCCACCGGGGAGGCUCUCGUCACCCACCCCGACGUCCCCAUCAUCUCCUUCACCGGAUCAACCGCCACCGGCGGACGGAUUGCCCAGGCAACGGCGCCCAUGUUCAAGAAACUUUCCCUGGAGAUGGGCGGAAAGAACGCAGCUGUAGUCUUCGGCGACUGCGACCUGGAAGCUUGCGUAGCGACCCUCAAAAGGGCUUCUUUCAUUAAUCAGGGACAGGUAUGUCUUUGCACUUCGAGGAUCUACGUCCAACGUCCAAUAUACGAAGACUUUCUGCACUUGUUUGUGGAUGCAGCAAAGGAGAUCAAAGUGGGCCCUCCGACUGGCGAGGAUGUGUUCAUGGGCCCACUUAACUCCAAGGCCCAUCUUGAGAAGGUCCAGCGAUACGUCCAUUACGGAGUAGAAGACGGAGGCACCAUUGCCUGCGGCGAAGGCGUGGAUCUCUUGCAUCUUACCGAGGAUUACAAGGGCGGCUAUUACAUGCGUCCCACAGUGAUCACAGGACUGUCCGACGACUCCCGUUGCAUGCAGGACGAAAUCUUCGGCCCCGUGACGUGCGUCGUUCCCUUCGAUAAGGAGGAAGAGGUCGUUGAAAGGGCAAACAAUACCAGCUACGGCCUCUGCGCCUCUGUUUGGACUUCGAAUGUUGGAGUGGCACACAGGGUUGCACACAGUCUCAAGGUUGGCACAGUCUGGACAAACUGCUGGUUGGUGCGAGAUCUCGACAUGCCCUUCGGAGGGGUCAAGAACAGCGGACUCGGGCGUGAGAGUACCCAGGACUCACUCGAGUUCUACACAGAGGCCAAGACAAUCUGCACCAAAAUCGUCUAAAUGAAAGGAGGACAAUCUUGCUUAUGACUUCAUGGCUGUGUUACAUACUCAAGGAGGCCUUUUCUUAAGUAGUCCCCCUGUUAGUAGGCGAUCUCUUGGCAGGUGCCUUUGAAUAAAUGGGCUUACAAUGAACUGGGGAUCUGUUAACGAAUGUCCCCUACAUAAUAGGGAGGGUCUCCUAUCAAUGGGCGUUCUUCUAUAAAUAGGUAAUCUCCAACUCGUCCCCUACAACUGUCUUGUCUUCUCGUAUAAGGUGCUUAAACUUGGUCAGCGAUGAUUUCUUAUCAGGCGUCUAUACAAAACACUGUACUAUUACAUAUUCAGAUAGAUAACAAUGACAUCUCCUUAAGGUGCCACAAUGACACUGGGUUAUUCUAAAGACGGAGAACUUAACCAGCUUCUAGCCUGGGUACUGUAUAUAUAUGUGUGAUUAUUCAUCAUCAAAUGUUUUCCGGUGUAGGGAUCAAGGACUGUAGUCAUGAGAUGUUUGCGUUCCUUCACGGUGGGAACAUAAUUCAGGGUGUAUGGACAUUGUGGUAUAUUGUUAUAUAUGUCUUAAUCCAAAUGGAGAGGUAAAUAUAUAUUCUUACUAAUAA
Macrobrachium nipponense is the source of this 2219-nucleotide messenger RNA. RefSeq names its product 2-aminomuconic semialdehyde dehydrogenase-like. The transcript has 10 exons. Gene Ontology annotation, molecular function: oxidoreductase activity, acting on the aldehyde or oxo group of donors, NAD or NADP as acceptor. Lineage: Eukaryota; Metazoa; Arthropoda; Malacostraca; Decapoda; Palaemonidae. The record is from RefSeq and is a predicted model, not a curated record. The coding region runs from base 163 to 1623 and encodes 486 amino acids.